Molecule: messenger RNA, 1688 nt
Organism: Drosophila serrata
Lineage: Eukaryota; Metazoa; Arthropoda; Insecta; Diptera; Drosophilidae
Product: kelch domain-containing protein 4
Molecular function (GO): protein binding
Source: RefSeq, a predicted model, not a curated record
UAUUAAUACGAAUACACGUGCAGCUAAAAUUCUUUGUUUAUUUUAAUUUAAAAACCUAAUUUAAACUUUAUAAAAUGGGCAAAAAGGACAAGAACAAGAAGAAGGGCAAAGGAGCCGAGAAGACGGCCAUGAAAACUGACAAGAAGCUGGCGGCAAAGCAAAAGAAAAUGCUGGAGAAACUUGGAGAAGCCAACAUAGCUGACAUCAUCCAACUAUUGGAGACCAAGGAGGGAAAGAUUCAGACCAUCACUGAAAAUGUUUGCACUCCGCCAAGUCCCCGAUCCAAUUUCACGCUGAUUGCCCACCCGGAAAAGGAGGAACUCGUCAUGUUUGGCGGAGAACUUUAUACGGGAUCAAAAACCACGGUUUACAAUGAUCUAUUCUUUUAUAACAUAAAAUCUGGAGAGUGGCGGGAGCUGAGAUCGCCGGCAGGACCCACGCCAAGGAGCUGCCAUCAAAUGGUGGCAGUGGCCAGCAAUGGUGGAGAACUGUGGAUGUUUGGCGGAGAGCAUGCCAGUCCCUCGCAGCUGCAGUUCCACCACUACAAGGAUCUAUGGAAAUUCUCACUCAAGUCGAGGAAAUGGGAGAAGGUGACGGCUCCCAAUGGACCCAGUGCCAGGAGUGGUCACCGCAUGACAGUAUCCAAGAAGCGGCUGUUCAUAUUCGGCGGAUUUCAUGAUAACAAUCAGUCCUAUCAUUACUUCAACGAUCUGCACAUCUUCUCUUUGGAGUCUUAUCAGUGGCUUAAGGUGGAGAUAGCCGGAACUGUUCUGCCGUCGCCUCGCUCUGGCUGCUGUCUGGCCGCUGCUCCGGAUGGCAAGAUCUUUGUUUGGGGUGGUUACUCCAGGGCCAGCAUGAAGAAGGAAGUGGAUCGUGGUGUCACGCACACGGACAUGUUCGUUUUGAGUCAAGAUAAAAACGCUGGCGAUGCGGACAACAAAUAUAAGUGGACAGCCGUAAAACCCGGUGGAUAUAAGCCCAAGCCGCGCAGCAGUGUUGGUUAUACCGUGGCAGCCAAUGGCAAAGCUUACUGCUUUGGCGGCGUCAUGGACGUUAAUGAGGAUGAUGAAGAUGUGCAGGGACAGUUCGGCGAUGAGCUUCUAGCCUUUGAUUUGACCGCUCAAACGUGGCGAUUACAGGAGAUCCAAACGAAAGCCAGUCCAGCUGAAAAGAAGGAGGAGACCAACGACGUGGAGAUGUCAGCAGGUCCUGCUCAGCCCGUUACCACCACAACAGAUGGUGUUUUCACGGUUACCGUUGGCGGACCCAGCACCAGCAGUACUCCCUAUGUCUCCAACAUACCUAGUCUAUUCGGCAAACCGAAGCCGACGAAUGUACCAUCGCCGAGAAUGAAUCCAGGACUCUGCGUUUGCAAGGGCACACUGUACAUUUUCGGUGGAAUCCUGGAAGAGGAUGCAAAGCAGUUGACCUACAAUGAUUUUUACUCCCUGGAUCUGCACAAGUUGGAGUGGAAGGUCAUAAUCCCCAAUAACUUAAAGGCACACGAAUGGGAGGAUAGCGACAUCAGCAGUUCCGACGAGGAAUGCAGCAGCCUGGAGGAAGAUGAUAGUUCAAACAGUUCCGAUAUGGAUACGGACUAAUAUGGUUUGAAGUUUUUGCAAAUGACUAUUUUAUAAAUUUGGUUAACAAUUCUCUUAAAUGUAUAAACAAAAUGGAAUCUUUUCGAA